Messenger RNA from Leptonychotes weddellii (Weddell seal), 1662 nucleotides. The record is from RefSeq and is a predicted model, not a curated record. Lineage: Eukaryota; Metazoa; Chordata; Mammalia; Carnivora; Phocidae.
GACAGAAACUCUGGGUAUGCAGAAUGGAGGACUGAAAAACCAGGGGCAAAGCUGUUCCUGCACGUCCUGGAGUCAAGAGGACAUCUUGGCUUCUCACCACCAACAAGACUGAAGGAAGAUCCUUGGAAGAGGCUUGUGGGUGCUGCCAUGAUGCCCCAACUCUUGGCUCUGCUCUGCACUGGGCUGUGUGCUGGCCAAGGAAGCAGGACAACUGAUGAGUCCCUUCCCAAGCCCUCCCUCAGGGCCUGGCCCAGCUCGGUGGUGUCUCGCAAGAGUAAUGUGACGCUGCAAUGCUGGACUUCUACCAAGAAUGUCAACUUUGUUCUCAGAAAGGGAAAAGUUCCUUUGCAGUCUUUGCCAUCACGGGCUUCCACAGAGGGCCUGGCUGAAUUUCACCUCACUGACCUAAACACCGACAAUGCUGGAGAGUACGCCUGUGAGUACUACAGACGAGGGAGCCCGUACAUACGUUCACAGCCCAGUGACGUCCUCCUACUGCUGGUGACAGGAGAUUUACCAAAACCUUCCCUCCAAGCCUACCCAAGGGGUGAGGUGAACGAAGGAGAAAACGUGACCCUGCAGUGUCAGGGGCCAGCCAGUGUUUACAAGACUGUAAUGUUCGCUCUACUGAAGGCGGGAGCAGCAGGGCCCAUACAGAUCCGGGGUCCAGUAGAAAAGGAGACGGACUUCUCCCUCCGGACUGUGACAGUCAGUGAUGCCGGGAAUUACAGCUGUGUGUACUUCCAGACAGGGAUUCCUUUCUGGGCUUCGCACCCUAGCGAUCAUCUUGAGAUCCAGGUGACAGGUGAGGUUUGCACUGUAAGGAGGACCGCAGCUGGAUUACCUGCCUGCUGAGGUGCUGGGACCUGAGGGAGUGCGGUGCGGGCACAGUCUGUCUCCACAAGACUCUGCAGCUUGGAGAAAUCAUUUAGGAAGAACCAAGGGAGGGCCAGGAUUCUGUGGAACCGUGUAGAGGAUCUUCUGCCAAGACAGGGAGCAGAGAUGGUGGAGAACCACAUAAAAGGAGGCUGGGUGGGGGCUUCCCACUGUAGGUGGCCGGAUGUACUCUGGGGGGACAGGCUUCAGGGAGGGGGGAUUUGCAAUAAUUGACCCCCACUAGGAAAAUAAGAUGUAGCCACAAAACUAUCGCAUAUCUCCUGGGCAGGGCAUAAUUCAUUUAGACCAAAAUGUGAAUGACACCUCCUGGGGUUAUGCAGAGGAGGUUCUAACCAAAAGGCAGAGGAGGGGGCAGAGAGUAACAGAGCCCAGGAGGAUCUUCCUGAGAAAGACUCAGAGACUGCAGCAAGAUCUGUGUUCCAUUUUCAUUGGGACUCUAGCACUCUUGCCUUUAACUCAGCUGAGUCGAGCUUUUCUCUUCCUGCCGAGCCCUUUCUGUAGAGAGGAAUGAUUUUUUUAAAAAACCAUGGCAAAAGUGCAUAACGUAUAAGUUACCCACCUCCAGAGCGCCCUUCAUCUUGCAGAACUGAAACUCUGUCCCCAUCAGAUAGCCUCUCUGCAACCCUCCCCCACCCCCAGCCCCUGGCUCCCACUAUCCUACAUUGUCUCAAUAUAUCUGACUAAUCCAGGAAACUUACCUCACUGGAAUCAUACGGUAUUUGUCAUUCUGUGACUGGCUUUUCUCGCUCCGAAAUACGUUCUCAA